Messenger RNA from Betta splendens (Siamese fighting fish), 4368 nucleotides. RefSeq names its product failed axon connections homolog, metaxin like GST domain containing a (gene faxca). The coding region runs from base 810 to 1835 and encodes 341 amino acids. NCBI's taxonomy places the organism in Eukaryota, Metazoa, Chordata, Actinopteri, Anabantiformes, Osphronemidae. Gene Ontology annotation, cellular component: cytoplasm. The transcript is spliced from 6 exons. The record is from RefSeq and is a predicted model, not a curated record.
CCACGGGAUGAGGCUGGAAACGGCAGAGCUCAUCACUUCCCACCGUGGAUCCUCACGGGCCGGAGCGCAAUCGACCCGACGCCCGCUCUGCAUCUUAUUGCGUUAAAGUGUUUUGUGCUACACAGCAGUGUAGUAUCGCUUAAUUCGGUCAGAUUGGGCGGGAGGAGAGCGGAGUCGGUGGAGAAUAAGGAGUCGUGAGUGGGUGGGUUGUGAUGGAGCUGACAGCCUCCUCCACCGCAUCCCAGUCCUCGGGAGGACGCGUCCCUCUUCUAUUUUCAUAGCGGAGGUCGCCUUCGUUUGUCCGUGUUUCAAGGACAAAGCGACGUGUUUGUGUGUCUGGUCCACAGCAGCUGGAGUUGGAGUCCAGCCUCAAGCACUGCAGCAUAAUGUAAACACACCGUCCGUGAGCGUGGCGGGCUGCGUACAAGCAAGGCAUCAGUGAAUAUAAGCAGAUACUAGACGCUCAUUAGCAGCAAUGGCCGAGCGUGUUGUGCUGAAACAUGUCGUGUUGCUCACAUUAAUUGCGUUCAUCCUUCAUCUAAACCGUUUAUCCUCAUCCAACUACGUGAGUAGUUGUAAGUGCAGAGUGGUGUAGUGCAGUGGGCGCGUCUGCACGCGCCCCGUGGGUCACUCGGAUCUCGCCGUGGUGGCGAGCGGACAUUUCAGCACCACGGUGGAGCAGACAGCUCCUCCGCUCCCAGGCCGCAGCCGCAGCCGCUGCUGCUGUUUUCCUCUUCACGGUUCAGCACCGACCACAGUGAACAGCUCCGUGUCACUGCUGCGCUGGACCCACGUGAAUUCGGUGCCAGAUGUGGCGCAGUGUUUGCUCAGACAGUAGCGUCAGAUCUCCAGCAGCAGCCAUGCGAAUGAAGGAGGAGGAGCUGGAUUCCAAAGACGCCAUCAUACUCCACCAGUUCUCCAGGCCCAAAACUGGUGCUCCGUCUCUGUCCCCUUUCUGCCUUAAGAUGGAGACCUACCUCCGCAUGGUUGACCUGCCGUACCAGAACUACUUUGAUGGGAAGCUUUCGCCGCAGGGGAAGAUGCCGUGGAUUGAGUACAACCAGGAACAGGUGUGUGGCACUGAAUUCAUCAUUGACUUCCUGGAGGAGAGGCUGGGCGUGAGCCUCAACGAGAGCCUGACGCCGCAGGAGAAGGCCGUGUCCCGCGCCAUCACCAAAAUGGUGGAGGAGCACUUCUACUGGACCAUAGCCUACUGUCAGUGGGUGGACAAUCUGGAGGAAACCCAGAAGAUGCUGUCGGUGAGCGGACCACUGAGCGACCUGCUCAAGUGGAUCCUGAGUCACCUGACCGGUGGGAUCAUCAGGAGGGAGAUGUAUGGGCACGGGAUCGGACGGUUUUCCAAGGAGGAAGUUUAUGCCCUGAUGGAAAAGGACAUGCGAACUCUGUCUACUCUACUAGGUGAUAAAAAGUACCUGAUGGGAUCCAAGCUGUCAGCAGUAGACGCUGCAGUGUUCAGUCAUCUGGCUCCUGCCAUGUGGACGUUACCGGGAACCAGACCGGAGCAGCUCAUCAAAGGUGAGCUGAUCAACCUGGCCAUGUACUGCGAUCGUAUCCGCCGCCGGUUCUGGCCCGAGUGGUUCGUGGACCUGGGGGACUUCUGUUACACCGACGCCACCGAGCCCAGCGAGCGCUCCUCUCGCCUCCCCGACCUGGGCCUCUACUCGCGCACGGACACGACGCAGGGCGACACGCGCACGUCGCCCAGCCACGCGCCGCGGCGCCCGCCGUCGCCCGACAGCGACCCCACGGGCCACUCGCUGUACGACUCCGACAUGGACACGGAGUGCUCCGACGGCGACCAGCUCAAGUGUUGACGCCACGCACCACAGCGGGAGCCGCUCCCCACCCGUACACAGCCCCCUCCUCUAAAUCACCGGGCGCUGAAGAGGAGAAGGUAGAGGUUUUAACUGAGCUGAGCUGUAGAAAUCUUCCAACAAGGAGUGAAUGAUGCUGCUGCGGAGUAACUCCUCCACGUGACUGACAUCAUCACUGCUGUCGUGUUGCUGUACGUGCGCGAUCGAACUAAACCCCUCACUGUAAAUGCCUCGUAUCCGGAGGAUGUGGACGAGUAGGAAACAGGAAAGCUUCAAUAAUAAAUAAAUAAAUAAUGUGAAUAAGUGUAAAUAGAUACAUGGAAAUUGAAUAGAUAGGUUAUACGAUAGUAUAAAUAGUAGGUAUACAAAGCCACCUCCUCUGUCCGCUGGUGUAAAUACUGUAGGUUUUUCCUAUAAAAUCCAAAUAGUCUUGUAAUAGUUUUGAUGAAUACCUGAUUCUGCUGAUCUAGGAUCAGUGAGAUUAUGUAUCUGUCCCCACAUCCAUGGCUGCUGCCCCUAUUUACAGUCGGAUGGACAACGAUGGGUGGGAAACUGCUACAGGCACUUUCUUGUCUUUUUGAGACAAUUGUUUUACCAAAAACACAUGUUUCUCACCACGUUUGUGCGUCUUUAGGUUCAUUCAAGCAUUUAGAGCGAGCCGAACAAUCACGUGAGGUAGAAAUAGAUUAAAUAGGCGCUUAGUGCAAAUGCAGUGCAUGUCUUGUACGUGCUGUCAGAAAAUGUCCCUUUAUGCAUCAUGUAGAUAGUUUUAUUCAAAUUAUAUCUGGCCUCUAUUAAGUUUGAUGCGUGAUGAACUUCGUUUGCUGGUGCCUCUGGUCUGAUCAGCCACACAAAGCUUUUUGUUUUGUUUUGCUUCAGUCAUUUCUUUAUGAUAUGCAGUAAAUGUUAUGUAAGGCAAUAAGAGAGCAUACACAUUGCAGUUUAUGCUAGGUGCCGUGUUGUACUGUACACCAGGACAUGCAGAGUCCUUUAGGAGGAAAAGGCAGUUACUGUUAAACAACCCGACCUGCAGGAGCUGUGAUUUUGGUCAACGGAUGACAUCAUCUCAACUGAACGACUCCUACAAAUGGCGUCGUCUGUAGGAGUUGAUCAGCUUGAGGCGGCGAGAGCUUCAAACGUUGCGAAGGCAGAGGCUGUGAGUCACGAUCCACAACUAGCCGUGCCCUGAGUCAGAAGAUGACAUACACCGGUUUGCCUUUUCAUGCUCGUUGUCAGCGGUAGCUUUACUCCUCUGUUUACUGUUGUUGGGCAGUUUGUUCCUCAGUCUAUGUUGGAGUUGCUCCGGCUCGUCCUCCAAUGAGCGCUCACAUUCAAGUGACCAAAUUCAGACAUCUGGAUGAAAAUGAUACUAAAUAAAUUUUGGACACUGGUUGAUUUAAUAUCAACCAGUAUUAACAAAUUAAUAUAUAAAUUAGAAAUAAAGCAUUAAUCUUGUAUUUCUUAAACUGUGGAAAGCAACCACAUGGUGGUUUUAAGGGGAUCUCACACCUAAACACAGUUCAUGUUGCAUUCAUGUUCUCUGCAAGGCUCUGUCAGCACAUUGUGGGUCUCUGCUCAAGAAUCUAACAAAAACCCAACCUCAGGCUGCAGAUCAACACAUCCGUAGGCACAGUUACAGCUCUGUUUCCUGCUGCAGAUUCCCUGGAAUCAACAACGUGCUCUGAAACCGAUCGUUUUCGUUCUGUCUGAAAACUUCUUGCCUGUUUGUUGUUGCCUUCUUUCAUCAAUAAUCAGAUUCCGCCUUAUAAAAACUGAAGCCCUAUUGUUUACUUUACACCAGAACCAGCUUAGGACUUUAUGUCAUCUUAAUUUACUAUUGGUGUAAUUUAAGCUCAUAUUAUUUAAUAAUGGUGGGUAAUUUUAUUAAUAUUAUUGCACUUUUCUUCCCAUGUUUACAUGUAUUUAGUUUUAUGGAUGCAUUUUCCUAAUUAAUUUGCAGAUAUUAAUGCAAAUAUACUGGGUUAUAAAGAAAUUUUAUAUUUUUAUGUUGCCAGUUAUUCUAAUAAUUAAAUGUUCAUCCAAUGUUUUUACUUGAUAAAUGUUCAAAUUUGUGCCAUCUUAUCACAUUUCUUCCCAAAUUCUUAAAUUACAGCUCUGCAGAGCUUCGAGACCAAGUGGAAAAACAAGUCAACAACACUGAGAUAAAAAAAUGCAGACUGAUUAUUAGGUGAAGAGACGAACUCUGCCCAUGUUCAUCUGCCUCAGUGUGUCUUUCAGCAGUUAAAGGUCAGGGGUCAGAGUUCAUCCCUGUCAUGUGUCACCGUCCCAUCAGGAUGUCUGCUUGUAGCCUGUAGAGGCCAUAUUGCAUUGUGUCUUGCUCCUGUGCUCAAACACUUGUAGAAUCUCAUCAAACUGUAAAUAAGGAAAAAUAAAUAUUAAUAUGAGAAGGUGCUCAUUGAGCAAAUGUUACAAAAAUGUAACACUGAAAGUGAUUCUUAUGAAUGUAUAAAAAAAAGGCUGUACAGCAGGGGAUGACUCAUAAUGUUUCAUUAAAUAUGGCUGUGGUAUUUUC